Messenger RNA from Lathyrus sativus (Indian pea), 597 nucleotides. The record is from the annotation of a GenBank genome assembly. NCBI's taxonomy places the organism in Eukaryota, Viridiplantae, Streptophyta, Magnoliopsida, Fabales, Fabaceae.
AUGUCAACAAGUUUGAUCAAAGGUACAAGCCUUAGCCUUGUGUUAUGGCUUUUCAUGGCCACUAUAGCUUUCGCACAAUCUGAAAAUGAAUCAGUUCUUGACACAAAAGGUAACCCUGUUGAGAGUGGCAAAGAGUAUUACAUAAAAACACCUUUAACAGAACUUGGAGGCCGUUUCACUUUGAUAAACAGAAACGGUUACUGCCCUUUAUAUGUAGGGCAAGAAAACACAGAUCUUGUAAAAGGGUUACCUGUUAUCUUCACCCCUUUUGCAAAAGAAGAUAAAGUAGUUAAGGUGGAAAGGGAUUUUAAGGUGAAGUUUUCGGGUUCUUCAACUUGUGUAGAAUCCACAGAAUGGAAAGUGGGUGAUAGAGACGGUAAGACCGGAAAGAGGCUUAUUAUCACAGGAACUGAUCGUUAUAACUAUUUUAGAAUUGUGAAGACUGAAUCUAAAGGUAUAUAUAAUAUUGAGUUUUGUCCCUCAGUGUGUGACAAUUGUAGGUUUGAAUGUGGUUAUUUGGGUAGUUUCCGUGAGUUUCUGAAUAUAUUAUUGGCUUUGGGUAAUAAUAAGCUCCCGGUUCAGUUUGUGAAGGCAUAA